CGCUUCAGAGGGAAGAAGGGCACCAAUCAACGCACUUUACAAUCCUUCCCAGGCGCUCGACAGCAAAGGACCGCAGAGGCUCGCACAAUGAAAAGCGCUCACUCUUUGGCAGGAGUCCUGCUCCUCAUCGUGAUCCAGAGCAGCUGGCAGUUGCCGGACCGGGACGCGGAGCGGAACCCCAUUCGGUUGGCGGAAGAUUCCCUGGUGGCCAAACCCAUUCAGCCCCCAAACAUGAAGAGACAUUCGGAGGGAACAUUUUCCAACGACUACAGUAAAUAUCUGGAGACGAGAAGAGCUCAAGAUUUUGUCCAGUGGCUAAAGAACUCAAAAAGAAACGGGAGCCUGUUUAGACGGCAUGCAGACGGCACCUACACCAGCGAUGUGAGCUCGUACCUGCAGGACCAAGCGGUCAAGGAGUUUGUGUCUUGGUUGAAGACUGGCCGAGGCAGAAGAGAGUGAACCCGGCCCACGGCUCCCUUAAAUAAUGCAGCGAUUCACACCGACUCCGUGCUAUUAUAUGUCUCACAAACUGUACUAGAGGUUUUUUUUUCCUGGUCGUGCUAUAAAAUUCCCGUGAUGAGAAGCUCUGUCGGCCUUCAGUGGCUGAAGGCGAUGUUGUCAAAAUGCCAAAAGGAACAGUGUGUUUGAAAUGAGUCUCAGUCCUAAAUGCUGUGUGACUAUUUUAAUUCAUCAAGCAUUUGCACCAUAAUUGUUUGUUUCAGUUUUUGGCAAAUCUUCAUUCUCGCAUAAAAUCUGUAACAAUAUGUUCCAAUCACAUUAUUGAUCUAAAUGCAACUUGGCUAAUUAAAUCUGUAGAUACUCCCAAUGCCUUUUAUUAAUAUUCUGAUGAAAGUCCUAUUUAGUUUUCAAU
Pungitius pungitius (ninespine stickleback) is the source of this 871-nucleotide messenger RNA. RefSeq names its product glucagon b (gene gcgb). Gene Ontology annotation, biological process: response to starvation. Gene Ontology annotation, cellular component: extracellular region. Gene Ontology annotation, molecular function: hormone activity; glucagon receptor binding. The transcript is spliced from 4 exons. The coding region runs from base 88 to 459 and encodes 123 amino acids. The record is from RefSeq and is a predicted model, not a curated record. NCBI's taxonomy places the organism in Eukaryota, Metazoa, Chordata, Actinopteri, Perciformes, Gasterosteidae.